CUCUACUUACUAUUUGACGUUUUAUCAAGUCCGAGCCCCAAAAUAAAACUGCAGAUGAUAAAAGCAAGUAGUAAAGCGAUUUUUAUUAUUUUUCUGGUGACAUGGAAAUUUCAUUCAAUUUAAUUAAUGGUUUAUUCACUACGCCGUGCAAUUAAAUUACAUGAAAGUGACAUCUUUAAAUUUUUUUUGGAUCAACAUUGAACUUUGACAUAUAUUUCGCUUACGCACAUACACAUAUAUAUUAUAAUUAAUGGCUACAAAACGACGACCGCUACGUCCAAAUAUGCCCGGUCCGAGUUCUUCUAAUAUGAAUUUUAGACCGGGUGGUCCGGAUAUAAAAAGAGGAGAGGCAAAAGGUACUCGAUCCACAGCUGCCCCAACUAGCGUUAGAGAAAUUCUUGUUAUGAUGAUUAUGCACGCGUGUAAAAGGACAAUUUUUUUCGAUACAAACCUAAAAGUAGCGCUAUAUUUGGGAAGUCUCUUCCUGGUAUCAUUAAUAGGAGAUUUUAUACCAUAUCCGAAAACAUAUUUUGCACGUUCAGACAAUUUAUUUAACGUUUAUUUUGUGAAAGUCGGUUGGGGCUGGACGCUGAUGCUGACAGUACCAUUUCUUGCUAUGACAUCAUACACUUUGUGUUGUGGCGAUAUGAAGAAAAUGUUGCGCCAUCAUAUCCCAAGAAUUGUGGUAGCUACUUUCUUCUGGCUUUUUUGGACUAAGUUCUUUAAUAUUAUCGAGACAUCAUACGGCCGUUGUACAGUAAAAGGAUACGGAACGAAAUCGUCAUGCUUAAAAGCUGGUCACUUAUGGAACGGUUUCGACAUAUCCGGUCACGCAUUUAUAUUAAUAUACUCGAGUUUGGUUUUAAUUGAGGAGGCGCGACCAAUUAUUAAAUGGGAGUCCAUCAAGGAUUAUCUUCGUAAUGAAAUACAUGAUCGCAGCGUUUCGGAGCAUUCAAGCACCAACCCAUUGAGGAAUCUAUCAGAAGAGGAAAUUCGUAAUCUUCAUUUCCUCUAUGAUCGAUUAACGCCAGUCAUAAGAACGUUAUUUAUUGGUAUGUCCACUCUACAAUUACUAUGGGAUGUAAUGCUAGUUGGUACUAUGCUAUAUUAUCAUCACAUGGUAGAAAAAGUAAUUAGCGGCAUAAUAGCCAUCCUUACUUGGUACUUUACUUACCGCUUUUGGUAUCGUACAAAUUUAUUACCAGAUCCUGCUGGUAGUGGAUCAUUCUUUUAUCAAAGAGAAAACAAAGAUACGUUUGUCUACGGACGCCGACCGACAAUGAUGACACCGGCUGGCCCUUCCACGAGCAGUGGCAGUCGGAGCAAUAUGCCUAGCGGCUCUUUUGGAUUGUCAGCACAACCUAAAUUUAUGGGCAUGCCUUUAUAUACCAAUGCAAGAAAUGCGAAUGCUGCUGGAAGUCCAAAUCUAACGGGAGCGAAUAAUAACGGCAAGGAGGUGGAUUCCUAGUUGAAAUGUUUGAAUUUUGGGUAGCUUUUUAGUAUUUAAUUGUUUUGUUCGUAUCUGUUGCUUAGUAUAUAUUAAGAUAAACAUUGUGAAAGAUGCAAAACACAUCUACGGAGGCUUACUGAAAUGGUAAUGGUGAACUCGUUGUUAACAUUAAGUACGAAAUAUUAUGAAUUUUUACAUCUUAUAGACUACUCCAUGACAAAAACUUAGUUUCUAUUUUUCUAUGGGUAAUUUUUGUGUAUAAACCACCAACAAUCAAUCAUAAAACUAUAAUUUUGUCAAAAGUAAUAUGUGUCUUUACUGGUUCGUGGAAACGCAAUAAAUUCUUUACUUCUCCAAUUUCGCCU
Messenger RNA from Ceratitis capitata (Mediterranean fruit fly), 1815 nucleotides. RefSeq names its product FIT family protein CG10671 (gene Fitm). NCBI's taxonomy places the organism in Eukaryota, Metazoa, Arthropoda, Insecta, Diptera, Tephritidae. The transcript is spliced from 4 exons. The coding region runs from base 251 to 1468 and encodes 405 amino acids. Gene Ontology annotation, biological process: lipid droplet organization; phospholipid biosynthetic process; lipid storage. Gene Ontology annotation, cellular component: endoplasmic reticulum membrane. The record is from RefSeq and is a predicted model, not a curated record.